AUGAGACAACGAAGGUCUGUAGUAGCAGUUAGCGUAAAGCCCAAAGGCUUCAAAUUGGGGCAUAAACAGGGUUCCAUGUCUACGACGUCUCCACCUCCAUCCUCACCAGAUGGAAAUGUGAGUACAUCAGGACCGUCAGCUAUUAAGUUAUCCAAGAAUUGGGAGUUACCACAGCGCCUAAAACCGGGCCGCAAACCGAAAUCCAAGCGCGGGGAUGCAUCAGCUAAUAAUGAUGGAUCGUCCAAGAUAAAGAAGGUUCAAACUUCCAACCAGAAAGACCAAAUGACCACAAAAGAUCAUGAGAACGAAGGCGCAAAAGGUCAUGAGGGGAAAUCUGAUGAUGAAGGCAACGGAAGUGGUGAUGAAAACGGUGUCGAUAGCGUGGAAAAGCGAAGGAGGCAAAAUAGAGAUGCGCAAAGAGCAUAUAGGGAACGCAGAACAACAAGAAUCCAGGUUCUGGAAGAGAAGGUUGAGAUGCUACACAAUUUGGUCGAUGAUUGGCAAAGGAAAUAUAAACUGCUGGAAUCUGAGUUUUCCGAUACAAAGGAAAACUUGCAAAAAUCAAUAGCAUUAAACAACGAAUUGCAAAAAGCCUUGCCUUUGAUUGUUAAUACUCCAUUUCAACAGCAGCCAGAAAACCCGCCAGACAAUCCUAUUUCGAUAUUAGAAAUGGUAGAAAACUUUAAACCAAUCGGCGCUGUCAGUUUAAAAAAAGGAAAGCUGAAGGCCCAUUGUUAA
Saccharomyces cerevisiae S288C is the source of this 738-nucleotide messenger RNA. RefSeq names its product Yap7p (gene YAP7). Lineage: Eukaryota; Fungi; Ascomycota; Saccharomycetes; Saccharomycetales; Saccharomycetaceae. The transcript has a single exon. Gene Ontology annotation, cellular component: nucleus. The coding region runs from base 1 to 738 and encodes 245 amino acids. The record is from RefSeq and is marked reviewed. Gene Ontology annotation, molecular function: transcription cis-regulatory region binding; DNA-binding transcription factor activity. Gene Ontology annotation, biological process: regulation of DNA-templated transcription.